AUGAUGGAUUUUGAUGAGCGUGGUCCCUGCUCUUCUAACAUGUAUUUGCCAAGUUGUACUUACUACGUCUCGGGUCCAGAUUUCUCCAGCCUCCCUUCUUUUCUGCCCCAGACCCCGUCUUCGCGCCCAAUGACAUACUCCUACUCUUCCAACCUGCCCCAGGUCCAACCCGUACGCGAAGUGACCUUCAGGGAGUACGCCAUUGAGCCCGCCACUAAAUGGCACCCCCGCGGCAAUCUGGCUCACUGCUACUCCGCGGAGGAGCUCGUGCACAGAGACUGCCUGCAGGCGCCCAGCGCGGCCGGCGUGCCUGGCGACGUGCUGGCCAAGAGCUCGGCCAACGUCUACCACCACCCCACCCCCGCCGUCUCGUCCAAUUUCUAUAGCACCGUGGGCAGGAACGGCGUUCUGCCGCAGGCUUUCGACCAGUUUUUCGAGACGGCCUACGGCACCCCGGAAAACCUCGCCUCCUCCGACUACCCCGGGGACAAGAGCGCGGACAAGGGGCCCCCGGCGGCCGCAGCGACCUCCGCGGCGGCGGCGGCGGCGGCGGCGGCGGCGGCAGCGGCCACGGGCACGGGCACGCCGGCAACUUCAAGUUCGGACGGCGGCGGCGGCGGCGGCGGCGGCGGCGGCUGCCGGGAGGCGGCGGCGGCGGCGGCGGCGGAGGAGAAGGAGCGGCGACGGCGCCCCGAGAGCAGCAGCAGCCCUGAGUCGUCUUCCGGCCACACUGAGGACAAGGCCGGCGGCUCCAGUGGCCAACGCACCAGAAAAAAGCGUUGCCCCUACACCAAGUACCAGAUCCGGGAGCUGGAGCGGGAGUUCUUCUUCAGUGUGUACAUCAACAAAGAGAAGCGCCUGCAGCUGUCUCGCAUGCUCAACCUCACCGACCGUCAAGUCAAAAUCUGGUUUCAGAACAGGAGAAUGAAGGAAAAAAAAAUUAACAGAGACCGUUUACAGUACUACUCAGCCAACCCGCUCCUCUAA
Messenger RNA from Nyctereutes procyonoides (raccoon dog), 987 nucleotides. It is a transcript of the gene HOXA11, whose product is annotated as homeobox A11. NCBI's taxonomy places the organism in Eukaryota, Metazoa, Chordata, Mammalia, Carnivora, Canidae. Gene Ontology annotation, cellular component: nucleus. The transcript has 2 exons. The record is from RefSeq and is a predicted model, not a curated record. Bases 1 to 987 code for a protein of 328 amino acids. Gene Ontology annotation, molecular function: RNA polymerase II cis-regulatory region sequence-specific DNA binding; DNA-binding transcription factor activity, RNA polymerase II-specific. Gene Ontology annotation, biological process: anatomical structure development; regulation of transcription by RNA polymerase II.